Molecule: messenger RNA, 4806 nt
Organism: Coccinella septempunctata (seven-spotted ladybird)
Lineage: Eukaryota; Metazoa; Arthropoda; Insecta; Coleoptera; Coccinellidae
Product: vascular endothelial growth factor receptor 1-like
Exons: 23
Coding region: 78-4262 (1394 amino acids)
Biological process (GO): cell surface receptor protein tyrosine kinase signaling pathway; multicellular organism development; protein phosphorylation
Cellular component (GO): signaling receptor complex
Molecular function (GO): transmembrane receptor protein tyrosine kinase activity; ATP binding
Source: RefSeq, a predicted model, not a curated record
UCAAAACAAUCGCGGACGCGCGUAUUUCCACUGUUCAAAAUGUGUCGGUAGAUGUUCAUGUUUUCUCAGUGAUUAUUAUGGCUUUCUCAAAAAGUUCACUUGUGUUUUUGUCAUUGUUGAGUUUAUUUGGAUUAUUCAGAAGUGAAACAAUAAGUUCAAGCCCAAAAAUAGAUUUUCCUUAUCUCGAGCAUGCACUAGAAGUUGGCAGCAAUUUCUCAAUUUUCUGUGAGGGAAAUAACAGGCUUGAGUGGAUCACACCACCUGUGAGAGAUGAUAAGUACCUGAGUUACACAAAAAUUACAAUAAGGGAACCUAAACCACGACAUCCUCAAUUUGAAUAUGCCUCUGAACUGACGAUAACAAAUAUUACAUUUCCAUUUGUGGGAUAUUACACCUGCCAGGAUGCGAUAUUACAAAGAGACAACAAGUUUAGUGAACUCUACAUUUACGUACAUGAUGAAGAACACCUUUCCGUGGAAGAGAAGGAUUUGGAAAGUAUCGUAGUGACACAAUACAAUGAUGCUGUCAUACCUUGCAGACCAACAUUUCCUGAUGUUUCUGUCAGCUUGACUAGAAUCAGUGGCGAUGAGGAACUUCAGGUUAAGAUAGGGGUCCUCCUGGAAGAUAAUACGAUGUACCAAUACAACCGUAGGCUUGGCUUCAUUACCAAUGCUACAAACCAAGUGGAAAUGGCAUUCUUUCGAUGCUACUUCAGGAGAGGAAGUCUGUCGUAUGACUAUCCAGUUUUGAUGGAGAAAGAGAUCAUAACUGAUUCCUUGGCGCAGCCAUUCAUCCAAGAAGUGGACAAAAAGUUGCACAAUGUAGUUGGCGAUACUGUGGUGCUAAAAUGUAUGAUAAAAUCGCAGGUUCACACUUCUAUAGUGUGGGAGACGCCGAUUAAAAAAAUUGACGAACGCAUGUCUACUUCACCUUUGCUGAGGGAUACCGACUACUUGGACAUGUAUUAUCAGACGUUGACCAUCAAAAAUGUGAACUUGAAGGAUAAGGGGAGAUAUUGGUGUAAAGCCAGGGACAAUCAGGACCAUACGAAUGAGAACAGCAUCGAUUUAACGAUCUAUGAUUCCGACGAUCACUUCAUUCGGCUCAUAGAGGAAAACAAAUCCUAUCAGAUUUCAGAGGAAGCAGGAGCCCCAUCUGUCCAAUGGAGCAUUGAUAUAGAUGCUCAUCCUGAACCAAACGUAACAUGGCUGAACAACAAGAAUGAAAUAAUACCGCUCGGAAUUUCCAAUAAAUAUGAAACCAAGGUAACGCCAGUUAACGCUUUCCUGAUGAUCAAGGAUAUAACCAUAUUAGAUUUUGGAAACUAUACUUUACUGGCCCAGAACAAGUAUGAUACUGAAGCUCUUGUAUUAUUCUUGAACGUCACAGAUAAACCAACGAUUGAAUUGGGCACAGAAAAAGAGUUCCAAAUGAAAAACGAGAAAACGACUGUAACUUGUACAGUUGCUGCUUAUCCUGAGCCUUUGAUAUAUUGGGAAUACAAACCUUGUUUAACGAAUACAUGUGAAUAUACUAUACUGAGUGGUGGUGAUUAUCAUCGUAACGGUCUUAAGUUUAUCUCCAACAUCACUGUGGAACUGGACCAAUCUGGUGUCAUAAGAUGCUCAGCUAACAAUUCCAAAGGAGAAGAUGUUAAGGAAUUGGGUCUCUAUGUUUCAGAUGUGAAGAAUGGAUUCGACAUAUUCGGACUUGAUGAAGAUGUCGUCUAUGAUGAAACAGCGCAUAAUGCAACAAUUGCAAUUGGCGAAACUGUAACAGUAACCUGCGGUGCCUAUAUUCAGAAUUUUUCUCAAGAAAUUCAAUGGAUAAGAGGUUCCGAAAACCUCACUUCUGACAGCAAGUACACCCUACAAAAAAGCCAAACUCAAUUCAGUAACAGAUCGUUGCUUACGAUAUACAGAAUGAGCCACGAAGACGAGGGAGUCUAUACCUGCGUACUUUACGAAAUCGAAGACGGAAGUAAAAAGGAAAUCAACAGAAAGAACAUAUCUUUCCACGUUGAAAAAUCCAUAGCUCCGAGAUUGAGGCAGUCAAACUUGAACGAUACUGUAGAAAUCAAUUUUGGCGCUAGGCUGGAAUUGGUUUGUGAAUUCGUGGGUUUGCCCAAACCCACAAUCACGUGGUUUAAGAACAAUGAAUUGUUUCAAGCAUCAGAGUCCAGAAUGAUUGUAGAUGAUGACAAUGAGAGAAUAAUUUUCACAAAUACCAUCCCACAAGAUGAAGGAACUUAUAAGUGUGAGGGAAGAAACUACCUAGGUGCUGAAUCUAAAGAAAUGCUGCUUUCUUUCAAAAAUAAAUUCGGUAGCAAAUGGUACAUCAUUGUCAUCGUCAUCCUCUUGUUCUCGAUAUUCUCAGCGUGCAUAAUAAUCUACAUCAAGGACAAAAGGAAGAAGAAACUGGAAAAAGUAUUGAUCGAAGCCGGCUUAGCCAACUUCGAAAAAGGUCAACUAGAGAACCUCAAUCCAGAAUUGGGAAUAGACGAUCAGGCAGAAUUGUUACCCUACGAUAAGAAAUGGGAGUUUCCAAUUCAGAAUUUGAAAUUGGGAAAACAGCUUGGAGCUGGAGCCUUUGGUGUGGUGAUGAAAGGCGAAGCCAGGGGCAUUUUAGAAGAUGAAGCUGUGACCACAGUGGCUGUGAAAAUGGUCAAAAGAAACGCCGAGCAUACCUACGUCAAAGCACUCGCUUCCGAAUUGAAAAUAAUGGUUCAUUUGGGGAAGCACUUGAAUGUGGUCAAUUUGCUAGGUGCAUGUACAAAAAAUGUCGCCAAGAGAGAGCUUCUGGUGAUAGUCGAAUAUUGCAAGUUCGGAAACUUGCACAACUACCUCUACAGACACAGAGAAAAUUUCAUCAACCAAGUGGACCCCCAAACAGGUCAAAUAGAUUUCUCAAUUGGGCAAGAUAUUUUAGAACGAAGCUAUUCUUUAGCAAGCAAUAAGAGUUCAUAUCCAAUGAAAUACGCUGCAUUAUCGUUCAGAAGCAGUAGUGGAAAAUCUAAUGUGGAUGGUAGACGUGAUAGUGAACUAUGUAGUACAGCGAAGACGGAAAGUACAAUCGUUAGUAUGUCACCUAAUACUGACCAAGUUUCAGUUGAGGAAGGUGUCACAUCAAGCAGCAGCAACAAUGUUCAGCCAGAAUGGCGUAGCAACUACAAAGCCGAUUACAAAGGUUCCGUCAGGCCUAUAGCAACCAAAGACCUCCUAGCCUGGGCCUUCCAAGUAGCCAGAGGCAUGGAAUACUUAGCAUCUAGAAAGGUCCUCCACGGAGACCUUGCCGCCAGAAAUAUCCUCCUGACGGACGAUAAUGUGGUAAAGAUUUGCGAUUUUGGACUAGCGAAAAGCAUGUAUAAAAGCGACAAUUACAAGAAAAACAGUGAUGGUCCCCUUCCAGUGAAAUGGAUGGCUGUUGAAUCGAUCAGAGAUAGGGUGUUCUCCACACAGUCAGACGUUUGGUCGUUUGGUAUAGUCCUAUGGGAGUUCUUCUCUUUAGCGCGGACCCCAUAUCCUGGCAUGGAAGCUGAUGAGAGGCUCUAUGCGAAACUGGUUGAAGGUUAUAGAAUGGAAGCUCCUGAGUUCUCCACGAAGGAUGCUUAUCGUUUGAUGCUAGACUGCUGGUCUGCUAAGCCAAUGAAUAGGCCUUCUUUCACCAAAUUAGCAGAAAGGAUUGGGUCGAUGCUGGAAGACAGUGUCAGAAAGCACUACAUCGAUCUGAACGAUCCAUACCUCGUGAUGAACACCCAGAGACUCGUAAACGGACAGGACGACUAUCUGGCCAUGGUCAGUCCCCCCAAUUUCGAGAAUUUAUCAUCCCCCCAACACUACGUCAACGAGUUCGACCAAUCUUCUGGGUACAUGAGUAUGAAGAGUCCCACCAUCUUCAGUCCGAGAGCGGAAGAUGAACAUGUCUUCACUUUCGACACUAGAAGAAGAAACAGUAACUCCAACGAGGAAAGCCCAGAACUUGCCCCGAUGUUGGAAAACGGAAGGACACCCUGCACCAGCCCUGUACCUUUCAGUUUUUCGAAUCCAUCGUAUCAUCUUCCACCGAACGUUGUAAGUGAUGAUUCUGUGACGUGUGAAAAGGACAUAGUCAAAUCAGCAGACAAUUAUGUGAAUAUGCCCCAGAAUAAGACUAUGGUGAAAGAAAAGAACAGUAGUCAUCCUAACAUAAAAGUGGAUGAAGAUACCAAAGAUGUCCAUUACGUGAAUAGCAGUAGUAGAGACUGGGAAUCGAUUAUAGUCUGAGUAUUAUAUUUUUGUGGAGUCUACGUGAAAGUUUACGAACGAAAUGAAAUUCGUAAAAAAUUUAUUGCCGUUGAGUAAGAGACGGUGUACUUGUACCUUAUAGGUUAUAUAUAGUUAGGAAGAACUGUCAAAGUCAUCUAGAAUUGACAUUUGACUGUAUAUUAAACAAUUAUUCGAAUUGAACUGACCAGUGAAAAUCUUUCUCUUGGUCUUGGCCCAACAAAAACAAUUGAGAAGUGUGGAUACUAUUUGUAUGGAUGAACCAUAAAGUCUUCCGAAUGAUAUGUUCUUAUCAAAGAUUUGGUGAUCUUUGCUUUUUAACAUAUACGUUCGAAGUAUUAAAAUUGUGUACUUAAUUUUUUGUUACACCCAAUUGAAUGAAAUGUAUUUUAUUUUUGCAUAUAUUGUCUAUUUGUAGGCAAGCUUAGGACCUUUUUUGAUGACAUAAGAUUCGUUGAAGGAGUAAAGUGGAUGUCGAUUGCUCUCGACAUGCCUAGGUGAAACAUGUACAAAUAUAGAUUAAGUAAAGAUCUCGUUUUGCAAA